AGUGGAGGCUCAACACAGAGUAUGGAUGAGUCCAUUUUACUGGAUUUGCUUGAGUGCCCCGUAUGUCUGGAGCGCCUGGACGCCUCCGCCAAGGUCCUUCCCUGCCAGCACACUUUCUGCCGUCGAUGUCUCCAGGGCAUCCUGGGCUCGCGCGGCGAGCUGCGCUGCCCGGAGUGCCGGACGUUGGUGGAGUGCGCUGUGGACGAACUCCCCAGCAACAUCCUCCUGGUGCGUCUUUUGGAUGGCAUCAAGCAGAGACCUCGGAUGGCCGCCUCCGGCGGUGGCGUCUGCACAAAUGGCACGUCGGGAGCCGUGGCCCGAGCACACGGAAGCGGGACCAGGGACCAGGUGACUCCAGGAGUGCAGCCUCAGCGCGCUCAGGCAAAGAGCACCGCUGUCCGAGGGGUGCCUCAGCUUCCUUGUGCCAAAGCACUGUAUAACUAUGACGGCAAGGAACCAGGAGACCUCAAAUUCAGCAAGGGCGACAUCAUCAUCCUGCGCCGGCAAGUGGAUGAGAACUGGUACCACGGGGAGAUGGGUGGAGUCCAUGGCUUUUUCCCCACUAACUUCGUCCAGGUCAUCAAGCCUCUGCCGCAGCCGCCGCCUCAGUGCAAAGCUCUCUACGACUUUGAGCUGAAAGACAAGGAAGCCGACAAGGACUGCCUGCCCUUCUCGAAGGAUGAUAUUCUGACUGUGAUCCGCAGAGUUGAUGAAAACUGGGCCGAGGGAAUGCUGGGAGAUAAAAUUGGAAUUUUCCCCAUCUCAUACGUGGAGUUCAACUCUGCAGCACGCCAGCUUAUAGAGUUGGACAAGCCAUCCGAUUCCAGUGGAGACUCCAUUGAAGGGGCCUCCCAGGGGCCCCAGAGCAAUGGCGCCCAGCGGCCAGGAGAGAAGAAGAACACUAAGAAACGGCAUUCCUUCACUUCUCUCACCAUGUCCCACAAACCCAUGCUAGCUCCUCCCCCCCAGCGCCACUCCAUGGAGAUUAGCGGGCCGGUCCUCAUCAGCUCCAGUAACCCCACCGCAGCGGCUCGGAUUGGAGAGAUCAGUGGCGGGCUUUCCUGCAGCGCACCUUCACAGGUACAUAUUUGCACGACGGGACUAAUUGUGACCCCACCCCCUAGCAGUCCAGUUACCACAGCAACAGUCUUCACGUUUCCUUCAGAGACGAGCUACACAUCCAUUGCAUUGGAUGCUCUGCCGCCACCCCCACCUCCUCCUCCUCAGUCCCCAGCCAGCGGAGCGUCGUAUUCCCUCGCUGCCGGACAGAGACCCUCCCCCAAUGUAAGCGACCAAAGUGGGAGACAGAGACCUACAGUCUAUGUGGCCAUGUUCCCAUAUACUCCCCGUAAGGAGGAUGAGCUGGAGCUGAGGAAAGGAGAGAUGUUUUUGGUGCUGGAACGCUGUCAGGACGGCUGGUUCAAGGGCACCUCGAUGCACACUGGAAAGAUCGGAGUCUUCCCUGGAAACUACAUGAGCCCAGUCAGCAGAACGGCGUCUGGGAGCAACCAACCCAAAGUACCCAUGAGUCUUUGCACUCAGGCUGGCAGAGGAGUCACCAUCGUCAGUCCUUCCUCUGCCUCCCUGGGGGCUGUUGUUCCAGGGCCUGAUUUCAACAAGCCCCCCCCUGCGUGCUCCACCGCUGCAUCAGCCUGCUCCCAACCUGCGGCUGUAACAUCGGCUCAGACAGCCACGGGCCAGCAGCCAAAAGUUCCCCUGCAUGUCAGCUCCCAGAUGACUGUGAAUCAGGCGCGCAACGCUGUCAGAACAGCUGCCUGUCACAGUCAGGACAGACCCACUGCAGCGGUGACGCCCAUCCAGUCUGUCACUUACCUCCCACACGCUGCCAUCUGCCCCCAGUCUGCAGCCAACGCUCAGGGCUGCAGCCGGGUAGGAGUCGCAAUGGGCUGCGCGGCCUCUUCUCUGACCCCGCCCAACGUCAGCGCCGCGUCUCUGGACGGCGACGCUUUGAGAUCCGUUCCUGUUGGGAGCAACGGCGUCCUCAAUCCCUCGUCCAACGGUGCUCUCGCCUGCAGGCUGGACAAGGAUGGCAAGAGGGAAAAGAAAAGUCUUCUGAAGCUGUUGUCCUCCAACAAGAAGAAGUCUCGCCCUUCACCGCCCUCCUCUCCUACCCUGGAAGCGGAGCAGGCUGCAGCUGGAGAGGUGCUGCACGGCGCUGUGGGUCCCGACACCUCCCCUCCCUCUGGUUCAGUCAGCUGCCUGGAAGCUGAGCCUGCUGGUGUUGCUUCGUCAUCCUCAGUCCCAGAGUCCUCUCAUCGGAGGACCGCUCCUCUCGACGGAUGUGCUCCCAUCGCCCCUCCUCCUCGGCAGCCCUGCUCCUCUCUCUUAUCACAGCAACAUGACGCACGUCCCAUCAUAUGUGAGAGGUACAGGGUGGUGGUAUCGUAUCCCCCGCAGAGCGAGGCUGAGCUGGAACUGAAGGAAGGAGACAUUGUGUUUGUUCACAGGAAGAGGGAGGACGGCUGGUUCAAAGGCACGCUGCAGAGGAACGGCAGGACCGGCCUGUUCCCCGGCAGCUUUGUAGACAGCAUCUAACAGAGACGCAGCGAGCUGAGCUCUGACCCAUCGUCCCAACACUUAAAGCUGGAAUCAGCCGGAGCUGAGGACAAAAAGAAAUGGGCUUCAUUUUGUCAGUAAAAGCACAGUGGACAGAGUUGGAAAAGACCAUACUACUCAUAAACCCUUUGUUUAUUUCUUGUUUAUUUAUAUAUUUGUAACUACUCAGCUGUUAAAUGUGUGCCUUGUACUGUUCCUCACUUUAUUGUACAGGAAACAACAACAACUGGUCCUGAAACCACCCUUGUGACCUGAUCCAUUCACCUUUUAACUUAUUUCAUGUUGACUUUCCAUAAAGCUACACAUGAACAGAUGGGAUGGUUCGGGAUUUUUAAAGUGGAGUUCUGUUAAAAAGUUUUGCGUUGUUACUAACUCUUAGUGUCUUCAGGCAGGAUUAAUCUAGAUUAGUUGAGGGUAGCUGCUGGUCCGUGAGGGUCCAAAAACCAAAGUAGAUUUAAAGAAACUCCAGCAGCUUUAAUGAGCCCCUUUUGUCCUCAUCGGGGACCUUUUAAGCUGUGGUCCCAUUUGAACAGGCUGAUUAGCUUCACAAACGCAAAGUGGUGUUCAUGUGUGAAACAAACAACAACUGUAUGCAAGACUGAAGAAGUGUUUGGAUAAACUGCUGUGACCCCUUUUUAAAUUGGGUUAUUUUGAGACACUAGACGUCCGCUUUGGUGAUGGCAUCACCCAGACGACUCGUCAGCUUCAGCCUUCAGUUAACAUUUCAGUUAAUAUACGACCAUAGUUAUGUAACUACCUAAAACCUGCUAAUCAGAGUUUCUUAUAGUCAAUUUGUAAAAUUGGUUCUUUUAGGUUCUGAAUGAAUUAGGGACAUUUUUAAAACAUUUAGUCUGAUAGUUUAAAUCGUUUAAUAUAGAUUUGUGGUUCUAAGGCUGAGUCUAUCAGAGCUUUUAGUAUUUAAAUUAAAAAAAUAAAAGCUUUAGCUUUGAUCUCAGUUCAGAUAAACUAUGAAUGGGAAAUAGCCCCUAAACAUCAUCCUGAAUCGGAAGAAUCAUUUUAUUUCAUGAUUCAUACACAUAUACUAACAUAUAAGGUUCUGAUGUUUUCAGAUUAAAUGUUUUAACCUCUAAAUAUGUCUGGAAAAGUGCUUUUAAAAUGGGAAAAUCAGCUUAAACUCUGUUUUAGCACAACUUCAUUGGAUGAAUCCUGAACUAUCCCUUUAAGUAGUGCACAUGCCUUCUGUCAUGUUUGACCCCAUUAGUUGUACUUGCUCUGUUUGAACAUUGAUAAGGGUUUUUAUCGUUGUCUCAAGCAAUCAGCAGGGAGGGGAAGGAUGAGAGAUUGCUGCACAGUAAGGAAAAACGGAAACCUCCCCUGUUCUUAAAGGCAUUAAACCAGAGUAGGAAGGAGAUCUGCUGUAUUGCACAUGUGAAUCCUCAAAGCUCAAAUUUAUGAAUGCUGCACGUGACGAAAUGUUUCUGUGCCAUUGGGCAGAUUUUUUUUUUUUCCUGAGGUGUGUUACAGGUGAAAUAUUUGCAUGUUAUGAGUAGAGGCCGUGAUGAUAGAUGGAAGGUGAGACUGUUUGACUUCCUAAUGUCUUAACUUUACACUCCACUUUGGCUUUUUGCAUUCAGAAGUUUUUUUGUUAAUAUAUUCACUGACCAGAGUAGCUGCUCUCCUGACCCCGACCCCCCCACCCCCUGGCUGUAGCCAAACCCAGACAGAGCUCUGCAGCACUGGAGCCACAUUACAUUUCAACAAUAAAGCAGAUUGUGUUUUUGUAUAUUUAUCUCUAGAAGACGUUUCUCAGAGGCUGACGCCUGCUGCUCAUAGACUUUAUGACUGACUGACAGAUACUCUUCCUCUGAGGUCUCUGUUAUUAUACACUAAUAACUCAUUCCUAAUGCGAGUCGUGGCAAUAAAAGCCACUGCUGAGCUGACUGAAGCGCAGACUGUUUGCCUAGAGCGGCAUGUCGUAUCACUCCACAGGAUGAGACGUAGUGUGAUUCUGUAGAAUCUGAUUGUUAUGGAAAUCAAUCACUUUGAGCCCUUUAUUUAAUUUCAUUUCAUUGUUUUUUUAUGUGUUAUAUGAACUUGAAUAACUUUAAUAGUUUUUUGUGAUUUUGGGGGGGUUGUGUCAUAUUUUUAGCUUGUUGAGCAUAAAAUGAAAUUAAUUAGCUGGAUUAGACUGACUACUACAAACGGAUAACUUUUGGAUUCCUUCAAUAUUUCUCUAAAGUAACUAUCAAAUUCUUAGUAUCGUCUAUUAAAUCCCAUCAAAUUGUUGCCAUCUUCAACUUGAUGUUUUCAACAGUUUUUGGCAUCUUCAUUUUAAUCCCAUAGAAUUUUUGGCAUCUUUAUCUAAAUCCCAUCAAAUUCUUGGCAUCUUCAUUAAAAGCCCAUCAAAUAUCAAAUUUUUGGUAUCUUUAUCUGAAUCCUAUCAAUUUAUUUGCAUCUUUCUGAAUCCCAUAAAAUUUUUGGGAUUCUUCGUCUUAAUCCCAUCAAAUUUUUUGGCAUCCUCAUCUUAAUCCCAUCAAAUUCUUGGCACCUUGGCGCCCAAUAAAUAUCACAUUUUUAUAUCUUCUCUGAAUUCCAUUAAAUUUUUGUGAAUUUUCAUCUUAAUCCCAUCAAAUCUUUGGCAACUUUAUCUGAAUCCCAUAAAAAUGUUUUGGAUCUUAAUCCCAUCAAAUUUUUUGGCAUCCUCAUCUUAAUCCCAUCAAAUUUUUUGGCAUCUUCAUCUUAAUCCCAUCAAAUUCUUGGCAACUUUAGAAGCCCAAUAAAUAUCACAUUUUUGUAUCUUCUCUGAAUUCCAUUAAAAUUUUUGUAAAUCUUCAUCUUAAUCCCAUCAAAUCUUUGGCAACUUUAUCUGAAUCCCAUAAAAAUGUUUUGGAUCUUAAUCCCAUCAAAUUCUUGGCACCUUUAUCUGAAUCCCAUAACAUUUUUGGCAUCUUCAUUUGAAGCUCAUUAAAUAUCAGAUUUUUGGUAUCUUCUCUGAAUUCCAUUAAAUUUUCAUGAAUCUUCAUCUUAAUCCCAUCAAUUCUUUGGCAUCUUUGUAUUAAUCCCAUAAAAAUGUUUUGGAUCUUAAUCCCAUCAAAUAUUUUGGCAUCCUCAUUUUAAUCCCAUCAAAUCUUUGGCAUCUUUAUCUGAACCCCAUACCAUUUUUGGCAUCUUCAUUUGAAGCCCAUUAAAUAUCAGAUUUUUGGUAUCUUAUCUUAAUCCCAUCAAAUUUUUGGCAUCUUAAUCCCAUGAUAUUCUUGGCUUCUUUAUCUGAAUCCCAUAACAUUUCAGCAUCUUCAUCCCAUCAACGUUUUGGUAUCUUAAUCUGAAUUCCUUAAAAUGUUGGUAUUUUCAUCAGAAGCCCAUCUAGAACUAAACUAUUUCCAUAUUUGGCUUUUAAAAUCAGGACCCAGCAUUUCAAGCACAUGUUUUCAUAUUUUUUGUUGUAUUUUUUUGCUUUGGUUGUUUAUUGAAGGGGACCAUUGUGUGACUGACUGCUGGAAUAUGUUGUAAUUUGUUAGAAAUGUGGAGAACCAUGGUACAUGUCACUGUUUUGGUCUUUGUUUUUUUUCUGUCACUUUUGAAUAAAAUGAAUCUGAUGUCUUCAUGAUCUCUCGUCCCCAUUUCACUAGUUAGCCUUUAAUUUUACCCAAAAGGCACCGAUGCACAAACCUGUACUGACAUAUGCACUGUCACAGCAUUUCUAAUUCUACCAACGUUUGUCUUUUUCAUGCAUAUGCUGCACAGUUUCUAAACAUGAAGUGCUUCUUGAAAUGACUGUAAGUCUAUUUAUUCCUUUCUGAGCAUCAGCAGACGUUUGCUUCAUCACGUCUUUAUGCCAAGGUGACUUACUUGAUCUUUUCUGUCUCUUAAUUAGUCUGUUUAUGCCUAAAACUAGUAAAACUGAGCUCCACUUAUUCAUCACAUGUCUGUUAUGUGAAAGAAAUAUUCUGAAGCAUAAGAGGGAAUUGAAUAUUUUGUAAAAACAAAAUUCUAUAACAAUAAA
Molecule: messenger RNA, 6541 nt
Organism: Cyprinodon variegatus (sheepshead minnow)
Lineage: Eukaryota; Metazoa; Chordata; Actinopteri; Cyprinodontiformes; Cyprinodontidae
Gene: sh3rf1
Product: SH3 domain containing ring finger 1
Exons: 11
Coding region: 22-2556 (844 amino acids)
Biological process (GO): negative regulation of apoptotic process; positive regulation of proteasomal ubiquitin-dependent protein catabolic process; positive regulation of JNK cascade
Molecular function (GO): ubiquitin protein ligase activity; protein binding
Source: RefSeq, a predicted model, not a curated record